Limulus polyphemus (Atlantic horseshoe crab) is the source of this 1191-nucleotide messenger RNA. RefSeq lists its product as uncharacterized. Bases 202 to 573 code for a protein of 123 amino acids. The transcript has 4 exons. NCBI's taxonomy places the organism in Eukaryota, Metazoa, Arthropoda, Merostomata, Xiphosura, Limulidae. The record is from RefSeq and is a predicted model, not a curated record.
UGCUCGACCAAAGAAAAACAUCAUGCUCUAAGGCGUAACUCAAACCUGAAGUACGACCCUGAGAUAACGAACCUAGUAAGUAGUAAAACUGAAUGAAGACCUGUAAAACUGCUUUUCUCUCGUGAGAAUCAAGUCUGUUUAUCAAGGAAAUAGUUAAGUUUUCAACUAUUGCACUUUGAACAACGCGUCAACACUGUCAAAAUGGGUCAGUGGGCCAUGAUAAUCAGCAUCCUGUAUUUUUUAUUCACCACCGCGUAUUCCGACAUCAUGCGCAAAAGUAUUGUAUUCACCAGCAAAACACCUAAAGUCUUCUACUGUCCCCAGGAAAAAACACCAGGGAUGGAAAAGAUGGUCGUUAUGGCUAAGCCAUUGGAUAAACUGUGCGAAUUUGAAGGAAAAGGUGUCCCGAAGGACUAUCAAUCAGAUUGUUACAAUGACAUAGAUGAGACGGAAUACGCAUGCGCAGAAAAGCAUCGUAUCAUGAUGCACUUAAACCCACCAAGCGUGACAGACACCAGCACGACUGGAGCACAUGCAAACUCUCACUCUGGCGGUAACUCUAAGAAUUACUGAGCAGACGACAGAAAUAACAAGAUUGUUGUUCACCUGUUUGAGAUUUCGACAUCUUUAUGAGGCAGCUAUCUUUCAGUUGUAUAUUAAAUAGUGUCUGGAAGUCACGUUAACAAAAUUAUUUACUCGCAGUCUUAAAUUUGUUCACAUAAUUUCCAAACACACUUGGAAUAAAUUUAGCAGUUUUUUUUAUACAUACUGUUAAUCCAGUUUAUUUAUUUAAUUAAUAUUUUACUUAAAUGAAAUUUAAAGUUAUUUACACUGCAAUAUGCAAAUAUACCUUAAAAUGCUGUAGCUGAAGUAGGAACUUUAAUUUUUCUAAACAAUGAAACGUCCACUGUAAGACUAAAACUACAGGAUAUUCUAAAAAAAAAGCUACACUGUAUUCUCUAUUAGUUGUCGUGUUGCUUGUUCUUUGUUUUUGUAUGUGUUAUAAUAAAAGCUACACUGUCUUCUCUAUUAGCUGUCGUAUUGCUUGUUCUUUGUUUUUGUAUGUGUUAUAAUAAAAGCUGCUCUGUCUUCUCUAUUAGCUGUCGUAUUGCUUGUUCUUUGUUUUUGUAUGUAUUAUAAUAAAAGCUGCUCUGUCUUCUCUAUUAGCUGUCGUAUUGCUUGUUCUUUGUU